Messenger RNA from Bufo gargarizans (Asiatic toad), 5145 nucleotides. It is a transcript of the gene IL16, whose product is annotated as interleukin 16. Gene Ontology annotation, molecular function: CD4 receptor binding; cytokine activity. The transcript has 20 exons. NCBI's taxonomy places the organism in Eukaryota, Metazoa, Chordata, Amphibia, Anura, Bufonidae. Bases 439 to 4227 code for a protein of 1262 amino acids. Gene Ontology annotation, biological process: induction of positive chemotaxis; leukocyte chemotaxis. The record is from RefSeq and is a predicted model, not a curated record.
GGUUAUGACCAAAGUGGUUUCAUUCAAUGAAAUAGCAUCUCCUUUAUGCACAUCUGUCUCACUGGGCGGUAUUUAAAAUGCAGAGACUCAGGCAAUUAUGAUUUACUGGCAAGCUACUCAGUCACUGCAGAGCGAGAGGAGAGGGGAAAAAAACUGUAUGAAAGUAUAGCUUGCUGUGGAUGUGUUUCUCAGCAGAGAAGGAAAUCCACCCAGGAGUUACAGGCUCUGCACUCAGAAACAUGGACUGGCCGCUCACUCUUAACCUGGGGAAUAACUUUGUGUUAAUGAAUCUGUAAAGAAGAUAUUCAAUAUUCCUGGCAAUGGGAAACCCUGAAAGAAAUAAUAGAUCGGCUCCGAUCUGUACCUUCUUCUGCUUCCUCUGAAGCAGAUUAAAAGAAAUAAUGUUGCACUGUGGGUGAUGUAAAAAUAACCACUGACAUGCCCAACAAAUAUGGUUACAAGCGAACCAGCAUCUUUAUGUCCUCGCUAAAGAUGAACAGACAGAACAGUACUGGGGAAAAAGUAAAGAAACCUAAAAACUUCCGGUCUAUAUCCAAGUCUCUUAUUCUCUGUAACUCCAAGAACAGUGACGACGGGUCCAGUCUGGAAGACAAGUAUUCGGAAAUCAAUGAAAGUAUACAAGAUAUUGAAUCAUGCCAAGCUAAUUCACUGCACAUAGAUGGCACGAUGCCUGAUGUCACAGGAAGAAUAAUAGCCCUGCCCAGCGACAAAUCACCUCUAAAGGAAACUGCUUUGAAUGCUUUUAUAGAAAGUCAAGCUAAACUGGAAAAUCACUGUAUGCUACAAAUGAAGGUUCCAUGCGUCAGGACACGUAGUAAUUCCACAAGUGUGAAUGUGAACCCGUACUGGAUUGGUGAAAUUGACCCGCCUGCAACUAAGAAACAAUCACUGUAUAGAGAGAGGUCAGCAAACCUGUGCAGCAGCAGGAAGUCUUUGUCUCAGCAAUUCGACUGUCCUUCAGGGGCAAUUCAGGGUGUUUCCCGUGCAUCAAGGUCACUGAGUUCGGCACAAUUAAUGAACAUGAGAAGCUCCUCACAUGCUUCUGUCAUUUCCAAUAUUAUCUUAAUGAAGGGCCAAGGCAAGGGACUGGGUUUCAGCAUUGUAGGAGGGAAGGACAGCAUCUACGGACCAGUGGGCAUCUAUGUGAAGACAAUAUUUCCGGAUGGAGCUGCUGCAGCUGACGGCAGGCUACAAGAAGGGGAUGAAAUUCUGGAACUUAAUGGAGAGUCAAUGUACGGCCUAACACAUAAUGAUGCUCUACAGAAAUUUAAGCAAGUGAAGAAAGGAGUGAUCACUCUCACAGUUCGAACAGGACUCAGCGCACCAGAUAUCAUCAAAUCCUGCAACUCUCAAAUGGUUCGCUCCAAAAGCUACAGCACUUGCACUGUGAGAGAGCAUAGCCCGCUGCAAUCAGAAAACUCAAAUCCAAAUGACAGGGUCAUCAUGGAGGUAUCAUUACAUAAAGAGUCAGGAGUCGGCCUGGGCAUUGGACUGUGCAGUGUUCCAAACUGUGGCAGCAUUUCUGGAAUAUUUAUUCAUACGCUUUCUCCAGGCUCAGUCGCCCACAUGGACGGGCGUCUAAGGAAAGGUGACGAAAUUGUGGAAAUAAGUGAACAUGUUGUCACAAACAAGUCUCUCAAUGAAGUGUAUGCAUUGCUAAGCCAUUGUCACCCUGGGCCAAUCAGUAUUCUGAUCAGCAGGCAUCCAGAUCCUCAGAUUUCUGAGCAGCAGUUGCAGCAAGCUAUGGCUGAAGCCGUGGAGCAAGACCGUCCUCAGUACAAUAUGGAAGGAGAUAAAAAAAUGUUGUCAUGCUCCCAUGGGAAAUACCAGUGUGACCACUGUAUAGAGAGGUAUGCUGCAUAUGCAUAUUGCAGCCGGAGGGAACAGAAAGCAAUGGUUCGCUCAAGCAGUGACAGCAAUUAUAACCCCGGAUCUACCAGUGCUGACACCUACCAGCUGUAUCAGCUAAACAACAGGGUACAUAGCCUGGAUGUGCCAGCGCCAACAGAGCCUGCUCAGCCACAUUAUUCUGUCCCUGUACACGUGGAAGACCAUGCACCCAUUAACAACGAACCUCAGGCCGCAUCUCAAGUUCUGUGUAAGAAAAUUAGUGGGCACUCGGGAGAGAUCAUAGUGAAGAAGCUACCAUCAAAACCAGCUCCACCACCAAGGAAAUACUACAAGCAAGAUACUAAGGAUGAUGAAGCAGGAAACCUGCUGCUCAAAGGAAAUCAGCAAAUGACAGCCCACAGAGUGUUAGAUACAACAGUAUCUUCUACUGAAUCCUCGCACUCAACGACUUGUGAUCGAAAGUCUCCGGACACAGGAAAUCCUAUUAUAUCACAUCACAAGCCAUUAUUGAGACGGCAGGCACGUGUUGACUACAGUCUUGAUACAACUGCAGAAGAUCCUUGGGUCAGGAUAUCUGAUUGUAUUAAAAAUUUAUUCAGUCCCAUAUUAUCUGAAGACCACAGCCUAAUGGAUCUGCAUGGAAGCAUUAGAACAGGAGUGGAUAGUUCAGCUGCUGCUCAAACAGAGCGUGGACAGCAACAAACUCAGGGUGGGGACUGUGGUUCACAGACGUGCAGAAAUGAAGAAGUAGGGAACUUGAAGAAAGCUCCUCCAGUGGCACCCAAGCCAGCUUGGUUUCGUCAGAGCUUAAGAGCGUCUAAGAAUGUAGAGAGAACAUCAGACAGCACUUCUCUUGUGAAACCCAGGGAAACUAGUAACAGUUUUAGACCUCAAAUUUCCAAUAGGGCAUCAUCAAUCAAACAGAGAAUAAGUUCAUUUGAAACUUUUAGUACACCACAGCCAGCAACAAAGGGGAGUGAUAGGCCCAGUGCUCGAAAUCUAGUCCCGCAUGAAAAGUCUCCUACCAAGGAACUAGAAGUAGAAUGUGUGACUGUUUCAUUCAAUAAGGUCACUGUUAACUCAGUUGAAAGUCAAAUUACAGAAAUUAGUGAUCCUGUGAUAGUUUCUCCUGUGGACAAGAAUGAAAAUCAAGAGUCACACUCUCAGCCAAAAUUGUUGAGUACAAGACGAACUAGCAGUACCGGUAAUGAACCAUAUCACCACUUUUCACAUACGGAGCUCACUGAGCCCUUACCGUUCAAGACUCCAAGCCAAAGAUCAAGGAGCUAUCCACUGACCUCCACACCAUCAAUCGACGACAGCCAGAUAUCAGAAAACUGCUGCAAAAUCUAUUCUAUAAGCAACCAGGUGUCUUCUGCCUUGAUGAAAUCCUUGCUGGCCUUCCCUCAAUCACCAAGUACACAGGGCAGUGAUAUAUGGCAAUUUGAGGCAACUGCUGAGGGAGAAAAUACAUCAUCUUCUUCAAAUGGAAAUCAACACUUGGACACAGGAUUUUCAGUGAACCUUUCGGAACUGAAGGGGUAUAGAGUGGGACAGCCAGAACCGGCGAAGGAGGAAAGUACACUUUCUCUGCCCUCUACCAGUGUGGGUGCAGGCCAGUCUGUCAUUUCUCUACUUCCGCUGGAAGAAUUGGCACAUCUAAUAGAGGAAGUCAAAGGACUGGAUGAGAAAACACUGAAGCAAUUUGAUGACAUCCAUGUGGUGGUUCUCCACAAAGAGGAAGGCACUGGUCUAGGCUUCAGUCUUGCUGGAGGACUUGAUCUGGAAAAUAAGGAAAUCACUGUACACAGAGUUUUCCCUGAUGGACUGACUGCUCAAGAAGGAACAAUACAAAAAGGAGACAAAGUUCUGUCUAUUAAUGGGAAGUCACUGAAAGGUGUCAGCCACACUGAUGCUACAGGAAUUCUGCGCCAGGCUCGUCACCCCAGGCAAACUGUCAUUGUAAUAAAGAAAGAUAAAGAUGGAGAACAAGCCAUGGACUCCACAGAGUGCUGUGCUGAUUCUGAUGACUCAACACAGUCUACUUCGGACAGUGCAGGAUCCACAAUGACAGUUACUCUCGAAAAGCAUUUGUCCGGUCUAGGAUUCAGUUUAGAUGGAGGAAAAGGAUCUGUGAAUGGAGACAAGCCUAUUGUCAUUAACAGGAUAUUUAAAGGUGUGUCAGACAAGAACGAUGCAGUCCAGCCAGGAGAUGAAUUACUGCAGUUAGGGAAUAUCAACCUACAAGGUCUUACUCGGUUCGAAGCUUGGACUGCCAUCAAGAUGCUGCCCAAUGGUCCAGUACUCGCUGUUAUUAGGCGGGCUCGCACCACUGACUCUAUCAGCAAUCAAUGAAUAUAGCUGCACAGUAAAGAAAACGUAUAGCCUAUUGCACAGCUGCAUUUAUCCUUGCCGAGGUGUUUACACAAACAAUGCAAAACUUACUGAAGGUGCAGAAAUGGAAAGAGAUUGACAGGGCAGAAUAAAGGGGUUUUCUGGGACCCAGAGGGCCCUCAACCCCACUGUAAUUACUCAUAUCUCACCUCAACAUCACGUCCGUUACUAGGUUCCACACAACUUCUAGAAGGUAAGUAUAUUACAAACUUUGGGUGCUUUCACGCGACCAGGUUUUUCACUCCGGACUCGGAUCGUAAGUAUAAGAUAGCACCUGUCCUGAACUCCUAGCACUGCCGGGGUCUCGGAGCGUGAGUAUAAGAUAGCACCUGUCCUGAACUACUGGCACUGCCGGGGUCUAGGAGCGUGAGUAUAAGAUAGCACUUGUCCUGAACUACUAGCACUGACGGGGUCUCGGAGUGUGAGUAUAAGAUAGCACCUGUCCUGAACUACUGGCACUGCUGGGGUCUCGGAGCGUGAGUAUAAGAUAGCACCUGUCCUGAACUACUGGCACUGCCGGGGUCUAGGAGCGUGAGUAUAAGAUAGCACUUGUCCUGAACUACUGGCACUGCCGGGGUCUAGGAGCGUGAGUAUAAGAUAGCACUUGUCCUGAACUACUAGCACUGACGGGGUCUCGGAGUGUGAGUAUAAGAUAGCACCUGUCCUGAACUACUGGCACUGCUGGGGUCUCGGAGCGUGAGUAUAAGAUAGCACCUGUCCUGAACUACUGGCACUGCCGGGGUCUAGGAGCGUGAGUAUAAGAUAGCACUUGUCCUGAACUACUGGCACUGCCGGGGUCUCGGAGCGUGAGUAUAAGAUAGCACCUGUUAUGAAAUACUGGCACUGCCGGGGUCUAGGAGCGUGAGUAUAAGAUAGCAC